Messenger RNA from Gekko japonicus, 5080 nucleotides. It is a transcript of the gene ULK1, whose product is annotated as unc-51 like autophagy activating kinase 1. Gene Ontology annotation, molecular function: ATP binding; protein serine/threonine kinase activity. The record is from RefSeq and is a predicted model, not a curated record. Lineage: Eukaryota; Metazoa; Chordata; Lepidosauria; Squamata; Gekkonidae. Gene Ontology annotation, biological process: autophagy; axon extension; positive regulation of autophagy. Gene Ontology annotation, cellular component: autophagosome; cytoplasm.
GCCAGCGGAGGGCGAGCACGAAGCUCUCCAGCGCCCCGGUCGGAGCCGGGCGGCGAUCUUUUGUCUGGCGGUGAUUCCGGCGGCCGCGGCCGGACGCGGGCAGGCACCUGCGUAACCCCCGGUCCGGGGAUCCCCAUCGCGGGCGCUCGGAAAGGGGUCUCCGCGGCGCGCAUCUGGGCAGCGGUCGUGCAGACAGGCGAAGGAGGCUGCUCGGUGGGGGGGAAGAGAAAAAAGACCGGGGGGGAGGCCAGGAAAAGCGACUCUUUAAGGUGGACUCGCUCUUAAGGUGGACGGGCUCCCGGUCCUGUUUUGACUGCUUUUAAGGUGGAUCCUGUUCUUUUCCAAGGUGAAAUUGACAUCCAGAAAAAGACAGCCGAUGGAAGAAGCCGAACUGGAAAUUGAGAACCAGAAAUUUAGCAGCCGAGAACUGGACAGGAGAGAAGAGCCAAAGAAGGACUAAAAAGACAUGGAAACUGUUGGGAAAUUUGAAUUCAGUAGGAAAGACUUAAUCGGCCAUGGAGCUUUUGCGGUGGUUUUCAAAGGGAGACACAAAGAGAAACCUGAACUGGAGGUUGCGAUCAAAUGCAUUAACAAGAAGAACUUGGCAAAAUCCCAAACCCUCUUGGGGAAGGAGAUUAAAAUACUCAAGGAACUGAAACAUGAAAACAUUGUGGCCUUGUAUGAUUUCCAGGAAAUGGCCAACUCCGUUUAUUUGGUUAUGGAGUACUGCAACGGGGGUGAUCUGGCAGACUACUUGCACAGUAUGAGGACACUCAGUGAGGACACGAUCCGACUCUUUCUUCAACAAAUUGCUGGUGCCAUGAAGGUGUUGCAUAGCAAAGGGAUAAUCCAUCGGGAUCUGAAACCUCAGAAUAUUCUCCUUUCCUUUGCGGGGGGCAAGAAAUCGAACCCCAAUAACAUCCGCAUUAAGAUCGGUAAGCUGCCCUUCAGAUCUUUAAACUUUAAACUGAUCGUGUCAUCUCUGUGUGGUUCUGUACAGCGCCUAGCCCCAGAAGUCAUUAUGUCGCAACACUAUGACGCCAAAGCUGAUCUGUGGAGUAUCGGCACCAUCAUUUACCAGUGUCUGACAGGAAAGGCUCCCUUCCAGGCCAGCAGCCCUCAAGACCUUCGCCUCUUCUACGAGAAAAACAAGAUGCUAAUGCCCAACAUCCCUAGAGAGACAUCCAGCCACUUGAGACAGCUGCUGCUCGGACUCCUGCAAAGAAAUCACAAGGACCGCAUGGAUUUUGAUGAAUUUUUCCAUCACCCUUUCUUGGAUGCAAGUGCCUCUAUGAAAAAAUCUGCUUCUGUGCCAAUGCCUUCUUACCCAAGCUCGGCCUCCGGGAGUUCCUCCAGCAGCUCUUCCACGUCCCAUUUGGCAUCUCCCCCCUCCCUGGCAGAGAUGCAUCACCUGCAGGAGAAGGUAUUGGCCUCCCCUACCCAGGAUUCUCCCGGCUUCCUGCAUGGGUCGAAGGAGUCGGCGGGCAGCAGUAGCAAGAAUUCCUCCUGCGACAUCGAGGACUUCGUCAUGGUGCCAGCCCAGUUUUCUAGUGACAUCGCAGUGGAAGCCGCCGGAGGGAAAACCAUCCAGGACAGCCUGAUGUGCAGUGGGAGUUCCCUGGUGACAUCGGCGGGCUUGGAAAGUCAGGGGAGGACCCCGUCUCCUUCGCCUCCUUACAGCUGCUCUCCCAGCCCAUCGGGCAGGCCUGGCCAGUUUUCGUCAGGCAGCAAGCACGGACAGUCCGUCCCCAUCCCGGUCCCUACGCAGAUCCACAACUACAGACGGAUCGAGCAGAACCUUCAGUCUCCCAAUCAGUACCCUUCUCCAAGGUCUGGUAUGGUCAGGAGAUCAAGUAGCACGAGUCCACUCGGUUUCACCAAGGCCAGCCCUUCCCCUCCAUUUUCGGCCGGAGAGCACGGAGCCACGCCGGCUUCCAGGAGGUUCUCCUUUGGUGGUGCAAAGCCUUACACGCCAUCCCCACAAGUUGGAACAAUCCCCGAGCAGCCUGACCAGACCAUUAUCCCUUUCCCGCUUGGAGCAGAGAUGAGAAGCCGGGUCCCUGUGCCUGGUGCCUCCGUGCCUGACCCUUCCCUGCGAGGGAUGAGGGAUCUGAUUUGUGCUCUUAGAACUCUGAAUACGGGGCUUUGGUUGUUUGGGGCGCUGUCUCCUUUCGAGUUCCACAAAACUCCCAGCUCCCAAAACCUGCUCACCCUCCUGGCCCACCAGGGCGUCAUGAUAGCCCCAACGAGGAACAAGACCCUCCCGGACCUGAAGGAAAUGGGCCACUUUCACUGCCAGCAGGCCAGCCUGGGCCUGAGGCCGAUGGAAGAAGCCAAGGGCAGAUCUCUCAGUACUGGCCGCCUCACCGACCUCCUCCUGAAGGCUGCUUUCGGUGCCCAGAUCCCUGAAGCCGGCAGCAACGACAGCUUGAACAACGAGAAACCCAUGGAGAUCACAGCUCCGUCAGCCACCUGUGGAGGGAACUUAAACUCCAGAGCCAGGGACGGGGGCUCAGCCAGCCCCUCCCCAGUGAUCUUCACAGUUGGAUCCCCUCCCAGUGGGACAACGCCGCCACAAACCACCAGGGCCAGAAUGUUUUCAGUGGGAUCGUCUAGCUCCUUAAGUUCUGGAGGAUCUUUCAGUGGGCGGCACUUAGUCGUGGGAGCUGGCGUCGACGUGUUGGAAGCCCCGUCGGGGUUCAGAUACACGUUUGCGGACCCGAUCACGGCCAACCUGGAAGGAACAGUCACUUUUGAGGCACCUGAGUUACCGGAGGAGACUCUGAUGGAGCAAGAGCACACGGACAUCUUGCGCAGCUUGCGGUUCACCCUGGCCUUCGUCCACUACGUGAUGGAGAUAGCGGCCAUCAAAGGGAGCACGAGCGAGAUGAACAGCUCGGUGGCCUCUGAGUACCAGCUGCCGGAGAGCGCCGACCAGAUCAGCCAGCUGAGCAAAGAGUGGAGCUAUGCCGAACAGCUGGUGUUGUACCUGAAGGUAGCGGAACUCUUAUCCUCGGGCCUCCAGAUGGCCAUUGACCAGAUCCGGGCAGGCAAGCUGUGUCUCUCCUCCACGGUCAAGCAAGUUGUGCGGAAGCUGAACGAGCUGUACAAAUCCAGCGUGUCGUCUUGCCACUGCCUGAACAUGCGGCUGCAGAGGUGGUUCUUGGAUAAGCAGAAGCUCAUGGACCGCAUCAACAGCAUCACUGCGGAGAAGCUCAUCUUCAGCCAUGCCGUGCAAAUGGUUCAGGCCGCGGCGCUGGACGAGAUGUUCCAUCACCGAGAGGACUGCGCGCAAAGAUACCACAAGGCGCUGCUGCUGAUGGAGGGCCUCUUGAGCAUCAUCACGGAGCAAGGAGACAUUGAGAACAUUAACAAAUGUAAAAUGUGCAUCGAGCGCCGACUGUCAGCCCUGCUGUCUGGGAUCUGUGCAUGACAAAACGAGCCCUCACCCCACAGGUGGCCACCACUGGUUUCUCAGACACUCCCUGCUCAGAAGGAGGGGGCGGACUUCAUUCAGACAAGCCUCCGCCACACACCGCUUGGACGCUGGCCGGGGCCUCGCUCUCUCUGGGGGCCGUAUUCUAGGCGAUCAUUUCCAGGUUGGGAUUGCCACUUCUCUCCCUCCCGCUUCGGAGAUGGCAGCGAGGAUGACUGCAGGCCUCCUGACGUGACGCAAAUCGAGAGAGAGAGGCACAAACUGAUACACGGAAGGCUUUCCCCCUUCCCUUUUGGUGGCAGAAACUGGAUAAAGGAUCAAACCUCCUCCUUCACGUGUCCCCUUCGGAGGAGGAUGGGGCUACCACCGGGCUGGCCCCCUUGGUGAGCCGGGGACGCUCUAUCGCUUUGCGCGCCACCGCUGGCGGUGGAUGCACCGGAUGCGUUCGCUCGUGGACGACAGGAGUCGGUUGGGAGGCCGUGUCAUUGGUUGGGAAGAGUGUCAUUCUGUGAGCGGGUCCUCUCUCCCGACUUUACCGAUAGCCAGUCUUCUUGGGAGUUUUCUGAAGACUUGUCCCUCUCCCAACACCCCCCACUAAAGCAUUUCAGUACUGGCAGCCUGGAAAUAGGAGGGGCGAUCGACAUGGGGGGGGGACCCAAAUUCCCCUUUUGCUCGGACAACUGCAGCUUUUAUCCUCCCGUAGCAAGCUGGAAUCUGCUUUCAGGACGUCUUGGGUGGGGUGGCGUUUCUUGCUUGCUACGCGGGAAAGGCAGGCAAGAGAUUUUUUUUAAAAAAAUAGAUCUUUAUCUACAAACUAUUUGGAGCAGCGGAAAUCGACGACGGACUGUCUCACGUCAGUUACAAGAAGCCAAAAAAACUUGUUAUAUAUAUAUUUUUUCUUCUUCACCCAAGGAGGGAAAUCCUAAGUCGAUGCAUGGAUGUAACCCCCUCCUGUCCUUACAUCGCCACGUAUCCAGCACGAGAAAGCAUCGGUUGUGUUUCUGGCUGUCAGCCAUGGGUCAGGAACUAAGAGUCCUUUCCCAGGGAAGAAGAACACACACACUCACACACACACAGACACACACACACAAACACAGAUAAGUUUUGUGAAUCAAAGGAGCACUUUAUAGACUGUUUGAACUUGACCUUUGGGCAUUGCGUCCCGCAGUGAUCCGAGGAUACGGUCCCUUCUCGGGAUGCUAUUUCCCAACUCCUUCUCUCCCACCCCUUUCUGCCUGUUUGUUGAUAUAUUGUUGAUCGACUGGUUGUUGGGUUUGGGUAUUAUCUCUUUUUUUUUUUUUAAAGAUUGCACUACGAGUGUGUAUGUGUGUUUGCGUGGACAUAUAUAUUAAUACAUAUUCCCGGCGUCGAUAUGUAUUAAUGUGUAUAUUCUAUCACGCGUCGUACGUGUUUUGUUUUGUUUUAAAUCGUACUGUAUCUUCUGCUUGCGAGGAGGAAACCAGCCGCACAGCCCACUUUCACUCCGGGAUCCAGCUGCACUAAUAGAAGGAAUAAGUUUGCUUUUAACAUUUUUAUGAUUGGCUCUCCCCCCCCCGCAUCCCCCUCACCCUGACAAUGAGCGCCUGGAUAAAAAAACCAGCCCAGCCUGGUCUUGUCACAUCUCGUAAGCUAAGCAGGGUGAGC